AAGGAGCGGCGUUGUGGUUGCUAGGCGGAAGUUAGGGGAGGCGGAUUCGGUUGUUCGGGGAGCUACGGUGCUGGUGCGUGGGGGUAAGCUCCGCUUCUCGGGGCACCCACGUGUGCAGCGUCCAAGCGGGCUGAGAAGGAUGGAAGGUCGCGAGGGCGACGAGCAUCGCAGGAAGCGCUGGGUUAAGGUGUUCAAGGAAUGUGAUGAAGGCAGCAAAGGAUACUUAAACAGAGAGGACUACAAGGUUGCUGUAGUGAUGCUGUUUGGCUAUAAACCCUCAAAGGUUGAAGUGGAUUCAGUCAUGGCUUCUGUGAUGCAAAAUCAGUCUGCUGUGUCACUUGAAGAGUUUCUGAAUCUUAUGAGUUCAAAGAAGGCUGCGCAUUUGUAUCAUAGCGAAGUCAGGCAGCUGUUCACUGCUUUUGACAGGCAAUGUAAAGGAUUUUUAUCUUUGGAAGAUUUCAAAAAAGCCUUCGGUGUCGUUGCACCAAAGUUACCAGAGAGGAUCAUAUUUGAAGCUUUCAGGUAUUAGCACAAACUGAAUAUCUUGUUCAGUCUACAAUCCAGAGGGGAAUAAAUCCAGAAUUUAUGGGCUGUCUCUGCUUGUAAAAUUAAACAUAUUCUUAGGGAGGUACUGUAGUUACAUAUUCUCAGUUGUUAAUUUAGUUAAUUUUGAUGUGAGGUUUCUAAACCUGUUGCCAUACUUGCAUUUUGUGCUUCUAUGGUUUUCUUACCUCUUUUCUAUGUCUGUUCGUAUUCUUUCAGGCUCAGGGGAUUGUUGACCCAUUUUCUACAGAAAAGGGGAAUGACUCAAUAGAUAAUUUUAUAAUUGAUAGUUUGUUGAUUCAUCUAAUAAGUACUUUCCUUCAGCUCCUUUCUUGCUCACUCUGCAGCAUAUUAUUCCCUUUUCCAUAAUCUUGUUUGUGUGUCAGUCAUUGCAAAAACAACAUAACUAUAGAAACUGCAUCUUGCUAUGCUGAAAUAGACUGUUAAUUCCAAGUAUAAAUCAAUAUGUAUAAUAAUCUUUCAGUGAAAUGUACACAUACAUGUUUUGAGUGGUGACAGUGGCAAUGCUGAUAAUGUUUUCACAGGACAUUAAAAAUAAAGUAUACAUUGCACAUGUGCAAUAA
Hemicordylus capensis (graceful crag lizard) is the source of this 1127-nucleotide messenger RNA. RefSeq names its product EF-hand calcium binding domain 11 (gene EFCAB11). Lineage: Eukaryota; Metazoa; Chordata; Lepidosauria; Squamata; Cordylidae. The transcript has 6 exons. The record is from RefSeq and is a predicted model, not a curated record. Gene Ontology annotation, molecular function: calcium ion binding. Bases 140 to 529 code for a protein of 129 amino acids.